UUGUACUGUCUCCAGCAGGCUUCCGUAGCUGUAGUAGGAAGUUCUUCCUUCCUUGCCCAUACUUCUCAGUGACCUCUGCUCAGUGCUGUGCCUGUGUGCUGCUUCUAUGAGCUUCAACUCUGUUUAUUAGCACAGACAUCAUGAAUAAGUAUGUAGUAGGAGCUUCCAUGGUCGGAACGUUAAUAGGUGGAUCAGUCCUUCUAAAGGAAUAUGUUGGUGGUGGACCUUGUCCAAGCAAAGCAAAUAUAGCUGGUAAGACAGCAAUAGUAACCGGAGCCAACACAGGCAUUGGUAAAGAAACUGCUCUGGAACUUGCAAAAAGAGGUGCCAGAGUAAUUAUGGCAUGUAGAGAUAUGGAGAAGUGUGAAAAUGCUGCAAGAGAAAUCCGUGGCAAGACCCUUAAUCAUAAUGUGUCUGCCAAACAUCUGGACUUGGCAUCAACAAGGUCGAUCAAAGAAUUUGCAAAGGACAUACUAAAGGAAGUGGAACACCUAGACAUUCUCAUUAAUAAUGCUGCAGUAAUGAGGUGCCCUCAGUGGAAGACAGAGGAUGGGUUUGAAAUGCAGUUUGGUGUCAACCAUUUGGGUCACUUCCUUCUGACUAACCUGCUGCUUGACAAGAUGAAGAACUCUGGUCAGUCCCGCAUCAUCAAUGUUUCUUCCUUGGCUCACAUAGUAGGGGAGAUUGACUUUGAGGAUUUACACUGGGAGAAGAAGAAAUAUAACACAAAAGCAGCUUAUUGCCAAAGCAAGCUUGCUAAUGUUUUGUUUACAAAUGAACUGGCAAAAAGGCUAAAAGGGACGGGGGUGACUGCAAAUUCUUUGCAUCCAGGUGUUGCAGACACAGAACUCGGCAGACAUACAGGGAUGCACAAAUCUUCAUUUUCGAGUUCAGUACUGGGUCCCAUAUUUUGGUUCUUGAUAAAAUCACCAAAACAGGCGGCACAGUCCAGCAUCUACCUUGCUGUAGCUGAAGAUCUCCAAGACACGUCUGGAAAAUAUUUCAAUGCACUAAGAGAAAAAGAGCCUGCUCCCCAAGCUUUGAAUGAGGAGAGUGCAAGGAAACUUUGGGAAGAAAGUGCGAAACUUGUACAUCUUGAUGAAGCAUUACAAGAAUGUAAAGUUUAGUCAGGAAAUGAUAGCAAUUUCACUUGUGAAUUAUUUUCAGUGACAUGUCUGUGUAAAUAACCCAAUUAAGUGCUUUACUUUUUUAUAUUAAAAUAAACUAAAGCUAUUAUA
This is a messenger RNA of Rana temporaria (common frog), 1238 nucleotides long. Its product is annotated as retinol dehydrogenase 13-like. NCBI's taxonomy places the organism in Eukaryota, Metazoa, Chordata, Amphibia, Anura, Ranidae. The transcript has 7 exons. The coding region runs from base 141 to 1127 and encodes 328 amino acids. The record is from RefSeq and is a predicted model, not a curated record.